Messenger RNA from Durusdinium trenchii, 1524 nucleotides. NCBI's taxonomy places the organism in Eukaryota, Dinophyceae, Suessiales, Symbiodiniaceae. The record is from the annotation of a GenBank genome assembly.
AUGCUGCCGGACCCAGAUUUGAAGAAGCGAAGCCAAGAAAUCACCAGCCAUGCGCAAAGGCGGCAAUGGCAGAAAGCACUGGAUAUUUUCCGGGAUGUGAAGCAAGGUGGCCAGGCAGAUGUCAUUCUUUACACCACUGCUCUCGGGGCAUGUGGAGGAUGGCGACGAGCUUUGAAGCUGGUGAUGGAAGUGCAAGAGAGCAAGGCCCUGCAGCCCAAUAUCACCACGUUCAGUGCGGCGCUACGCAGUUGCACCCAAGCCGCUCAAUGGAUCGUAGCAUUUCAUUUGCUCGCAGUAGCAACCGGUGGGUCCUUGACGGUCAAUGACAUCACCCUAGGUGCUGCCAUUGGUGCCUGUGGCAAGGGUUUCUUGUGGCAAGACGCACUUGAGCUCCUGCGGCUCUCCUCGAGGUCGACCUUGCGGUUGAAUAUUAUCGGACUAGGAGGGGCCAUCAGUGCUGCGGGAAGAACCGGGGCUGCAAGCUUUGCCGCGAGUGCCUGGCAAACCGCAGUGAGCUUGCUGGAAAGUUGUGUAAUGCAAACACUGCGCCAGAGUACCAUGGCAGUGAAUUCUCUUAUCGAUGCUGACGCGAAGACCAGCCGAUGGCGGGCAACGCUCGACGCGGUUCGCGCCGUUCGAACGACGGUCUUGGAUCUCAUCUCCUGCAGUUCGGCGCUGGCAGCUUGCGGCAAGGACUUGCGGUGGGAAGAGUCACUGUCACUACUGCGUGGACUAGCGGUCCGACAGCUUGAAGCAAAUACCGUGGCAUACAGUUCUGCAGUUUGUCAGAGGUCAUGGAGAAUGGCGCUGGGGCUACUGGAACGUGCUGCAGGCACAUCCCUAGAAGCUGAUCCAGUGAUUUGUGCGGCUACCAUCAGCGCCUGCGAGCGUUUCGGUCAAUGGACGCAAGCCUUGUCAAUGCACAACAAGUUGCAAGAGGAGCAUCUCGAGGUGGACCUAGUGACUCAAAAUGCCGCCAUCAGUGCCUGCGGGGCUUGGGCUCGGUCCCUGCGACUGCUGGGCCUAACGCUCGGCCUUCAAGCGAACGCGGUCACCUACGGUGCCGCGGUCGACCGCGUCACUUCCGACCGCUGGCCACAGGCCGUGCAGCUGCUCCAUGUGGGGUUAUUCAGGGCUUUGCAAGCCACGGUGGUCACCUACACUUCAAUUAUGGCUCUCGCAAUCCUGUGGCAGCAAAGCCUUCAAAUGUUGCAUCAGCACGUGCUAUCUUCACUAGACCUGGUCACCUGCAAUUCAGCGUUGCAUGCGUUCCAAGGCGCAUCGGCCUGGCUGCAGGCGAUCCACACGCUGAAGUUGAUGGAGGUGCGUCGGGUGCGCCCGGGGGGCAUCUCUCUUAGCUUGGCGUUGACAGCUCAGAAGGGUGUGAUGGAAGCUGUGCCACUGGUUGAUGGGCUAAGUGCAAGCUCGCUUGAUGCUCUGACGAAAAAGCUGCCAUGCGUGGCUCUUUAUCGCAGCGGUUUUUGUCAGACUUUGAGUUUGGAACUCUAUAUAUAUUGUACAUAA